This is a messenger RNA of Paramuricea clavata, 1803 nucleotides long. NCBI's taxonomy places the organism in Eukaryota, Metazoa, Cnidaria, Anthozoa, Malacalcyonacea, Plexauridae. The record is from the annotation of a GenBank genome assembly.
AUGGCUGACAAACAAAACACGUGGAGAAAAUUUCAAGAGAAAAUGAAGGACAAACGCUGUGUGAAGAAAGCAACAAAGACAACGAAAGGCAAAGGUCAAGAAGGCGAGAAGGAGGAGUUGAUAGUUCAACGAUUAAGCGCUGAAGUUCAUGGCAAAGCCCAAAAAUAUAGUCGAGUUGGCCCGCGCGAAUUUGUCGAAUUUAGCGAUAUGGAGAUGACGGUGGAAAACAUUAAAGGAGCAUGUACGGCGUACUACAGGAAAAGUGUGGGACCAGGGAUGGUGUGUGAUAUAUUGGCCGGUGAUCAAGGCCCUUCAUGUAAAACCAUCAAACAAAUCCCGAACUUGAAACUCAUACAUGUUCGUUUCAUACCUGAGAUUGAUGGCGACCUCGAGGGCCUCGAGGCGAUCGAGGAAAUUAAAGCUGAAGCCAGUCAAAGUUGUCCUGAAACGAGUAAUCAGAGUGUGAAUGACUUUGGCCAGAGUGUGAAGGUUCCCAGAAGCUUUGCCUUUGGUUCGCCACCGAGGAUGAAUAAAAAACCCAAGCUCGUGCCUAAAAGUUUGUCGGUAUCAACCAUACUACAAUUGGGUAAAUUGGUGCAAACAAAAACAACAUUAAUAAAGUUGUAUUCAUUUAAUUUUGAGUCUUUGAUAUGGUCAGCUAUUCCAGUGCCAGUCGAAUUUGAAAUAUGCAGUGAUGUUCUUGGUGAGGGUGGUUUCAGGAAGGCAUACAAGGCAAAAGCAAGUACCAAAGAUUUUUGUGAUAAAACAUGGGUUGUAAAGAGAUACAAACCUGAGGCAGUUGCAGAAAUUGAAAAAAUCAACCAAACGGUAGAAAGUCAACUAAGAAAGGUCAGUUAUUUGAUUAAAUCGAAUGCCAUCCCCCCCUAAGAAAAUGUACCCUACUUUACUGUCUAUUAAUGUUAUACAAUUUUACUCUUCAAGGGAAACCUGGUGCAUUGGGAAUACCUAUUAAGUGUGAAAAGUUUAAUAUAGAAGUUUGUUUUUAUUUUAGAUCUUAGAAUUUAUUUUUAGCAAUUGAAUUAGUUUUACCAUAAAUCCCCAAUUUGCACCCCCUCCCCCAAUAAACCCCCCCCCCUCAUCGCUGUCAAGCUCCCUUCACAACAAAAAAAUGUGUGUACUACUUAGAAUUCCAAUUUCACAUUAGCUUACUGUUUCUUACUGUACUUGCUUCAUUAAAGUCCCCCCCCUAUUGAAUCUUCUCUCAAAUUAUAAGCACCCUCAAAGAUGCUUGAAAUAAACUAAGCCAUGAUGUAGGUUUUACUUUAUUAUUUUAAAUCAUCAAGAUAUAUCAUUUACCUAAUUACCUUGUAGGUUGUACAAAUGCAUCACUUGGCCAAAAAUUUUGCUGAAAACAUUUCAAAAAAAGUUACAGAAGAUAACCUUUCAGAAGCAUUUGGUCAUACUCUUAAAUACCGCAGUAUUUACUUAGGAGAAAUGCCUGAUGGAGAGUAUGUUAUUGUUGAAGAAUUUGUGGAUGGCACAUUCACAAAAUAUAUUAAUAACGAUGGUGGAAUUUGUGAAAGCCAAGAGGAUGAAUUGGUACAGAAGGCUGAAUGCUUAACACAUUUUUCGUACAUUCAGUCAAAGAAGCAAGUUAUGGUAGUUGACAUUCAAGGAGUGGGAUUUAACUUGUUCGACCCGGAAAUUGCUUCUGCAGUUUUAGUAUCAGAAAGUGAGGUGAUGUUUGCAGCUGGUAAUUUAUCUGAGGUUGCUAUAGACAAUUUUAUAAGUAUCCAUACAUGCAAUAGGUAUUGCAGAUAUUUAAAUUUAGAAUCCAUUUAG